CACACUUCCCAAGAUGAGCAACAACCCGAAAAAUAAAGAAAUAAAAUAAAAAAAAAGCAAAAGAAGGCGUCAACAAUGCAGAGGAUCGUAGUUUUUACAACAUUGCUUCUUGUAUCAUGUGUUCAUAAUGCACAUGCACGAGAGGCGCGUCACCAGGUGAGGCCGUGGAAGACAAACUGCAUGCUGGUGUUCGGAGACUCCACGGUGGACGCUGGGAACAACAACCGGCUGUCGACCACCUUCAAGGCCAACUUCUUGCCCUACGGCAAGGAUUUCUUCGACGGACGGCCCACCGGAAGGUUUUCUGAUGGGAGGCUUGCUUGUGACUUCAUUGCUGAAUUCUUUGGUAUUUCCACGAGCGUUCCAGCAUUCUUGGACCCCAAUCUCACUCCUGAACAGCUCAAACAUGGCGUCAGUUUCGGAUCAGCCUCUUCAGGAUAUGAUGAAUUAACCUCCACAAGUGCAGGUGUAAUAUCGAUGGCCAAACAAGUAGACUACUUGAAGCAUUACAAACUCCAUCUGAGAAAAUUAUUUGGUCCUGCAGAAGCACAAAAGAUUACUGAAGAUGCUAUUGUUGUGAUAAGUGCAGGCACCAAUGAUUUCAUCCAAAAUUACUACUUUUACGAUAACAGAUCGAAAGAAUUCACUGAGCCACAAUAUGAGGACUAUCUGGUCUCUCUUAUUUCUGAAUACAUCAAGGAAAUCAAUAAAUUAGGCCCGAAAAGAUUCACAGUUGUCGGAGUUCCACCAAUGGGAUGUCUACCUGUUGUUAAGACUCUUAUGAGUGCUGAAGAAUGUUAUGUGAAGCUCAACGAUGUUGCUAACUCCUUCAACUCUAAGAUUGCGAGGCAACUUCAUACUCUAAGGAAGCAAUUGAGUAUCAAAACUCAUUUCCUUGAUGUAUACCAAGUUUUUGAACAGGCCACUAAGCAUCCCAAGAAGUUUGGAUUUACAGAGACAACAAAGGGAUGUUGCGGAUCAGGAACGAUCGAGAUAGGAGAGACAUGCAAGGGCCAGACAACCUGCGAUGAUCCAACGAGGUUCAUGUACUGGGACGCCGUCCAUCCAACGCAGAAGAUGUACAAGAUCAUCGCCGAAGAAGCAGUUCAAAACAUCGGCGAUGCACUCCUUCUCUGAUGAUGAUCUCUAUAAAGUCCUAUUGGUGUUAGUGAUGUCUCUAGUUCUAUUUAGGCAGUUGGAGUCUUGUAGGAUUGCAAAAUGUUGCUGGUUCUUUGUGGGAUGUGUUUGGGUCAUGCAAACAAAUGUUUAUGCUAUGAUGGAACUUCAGUAUGCUAUUCUGCUGUACUCUCUCUUUGUUUCCUUUUAAAGAGACUACUUUCUCAA
Molecule: messenger RNA, 1344 nt
Organism: Asparagus officinalis (garden asparagus)
Lineage: Eukaryota; Viridiplantae; Streptophyta; Magnoliopsida; Asparagales; Asparagaceae
Product: GDSL esterase/lipase At5g45950-like
Exons: 5
Coding region: 76-1137 (353 amino acids)
Molecular function (GO): hydrolase activity, acting on ester bonds
Source: RefSeq, a predicted model, not a curated record